CGGCGACAUGGGGGACCUACCUACCUCCAAUAUCCAAUGCCCGGCAAUGGCACAUUGUACGCUGCACGCUGAGAAGGCUCUCUCAAUUAAGUUGUAGUAUCGAUACACUAGAGAAGCAGACGACGGGCGGUUCGUUCUUGGUACAUUGCAACAUCGAUGUCAUGCACACCGUAAUCCGACGGAUGGCCGCUGCAGUGUCCUCGGCGACGUGGGAUUGGAUGGAAUCCUCUUGCGAAUUCCUUCAACUGGGCGGCCCUUCCCUCUACUUUCUUGACCUCCGUCAUCCCCUCUCCUUCCGUCGGUUCCACUCACCUCGCUGUUGUCCUCUUUUUCGUUCCUUCCGGUUUGGGACACUGCACGGUACUGUAUCCUAGUAUCACACGACACUCCGAGUCCAGUCGUUCAUUCCCCAGGUCACAAAGUACGAGACCGAGGUCUUCAGAACAUCAUCACAUCGAUCAGACUCGAGAAAAGCUUUGCUCUGCCAGUGAUUUCCGUUGGCCCACCAAGUACUGUACAGUAAACUGAACUGAAUAACUUCAACUUCAACCAGUUGACCAAUUCAAUCCGUCCCGAGUCACUUCUUCCAUCUCGUCGGUGUGUUGCUCGACGCGCUUAUGCCUACACCACGGUUCGACGUCGCUCGCCGUCAUUACCUCGGACCACCACCACAGUUUCCACAACUGAAUACCACAGAACAACCCUCGGCGGCGGCAAACUCGACGACAAACUACAUCUCACCCUCGCUCGUUUCAACCUUCAGCCGUGCGCACUUCCUACCUGAUACUAGACAACACACAGUUCGACAAGGAAAAUAAAUUGCUCUCACUUUGCCAUUGGCUCACGGCCUCAUCGUCGACUAUACGAAGCUCUGCUCACCUGCUACUCUGCUACCCGGAAUACGCGAGACUUUGUCAAACAUCAACGGUUUGGCUGGAACCUUUCGUUGUGCGGACUUUGCCCGGGGUCCUUAAUCAUCCGGCACAUGUUUAGCUCAAGGCUUCUCGCAUCCGACAGCCAUGGCAUCGCAGAGUAGCCGACCCAUGCGAUCAAGCCUGCAGGUAGCCCCUUUGACCAUACAAAAGGCCGACUCGGCAAGCGAACCAUAUAACAACAAUGGGUCCAACCGAGGCUCGACCCGCGCAUCUACCCGCCCUACCCAAUCCGAAAUGACAUCCCAAAGCGACACCUUUACCGACAGCCAUGUCAGCAAUCCUCCUCCCAUCUUUCACAACUUUCUCCAGGCUGUUUACCCCUUUCACCCCGAGUAUGUCAUGACGGACUCGGCCGUCACCCUGCCACUCAAGGAAAAGGACAUUGUCUUGGUGCAUUCAGUGCACACAAACGGCUGGGCUGAUGGCACUCUGUUGAAAGAUGGCUCUAGGGGAUGGCUUCCGACUAACUACUGUGUUCCCUACAACCCAGAAGAGAUGAGGAUACUUCUCGGAGCCCUGGUCAGUUUCUGGGAUCUCAUGCGAUGUGCAUGCAUAGACAGCCGGGAAUUGUUCAAUGGCAACAAGUUCAUGAAGGGCAUUGCUGGUGGUGUGCGAUAUCUGCUGGAGCACACUGGGUGUCUGCAAAAAGACUCCUCAAUCCUGCAACGACACGUUGAGCUCAGGGAGAGCCGAAGGACAAUCAAUGACGAACUUAGAGCGCUGGCCCAGACGGGCAGGAGAUUGGACAGAAAGCUGAAAGCUUCCCACAGGGUGCUUCGCGCAACAGAACAUCAGAUCAAUGAACUGGUGGACAACCUGAUUCUCCGAGCUUUCAAAAUUGCGCUCAGGGCAGCCGAAUUCUUUGACAUGAUUCAGAACGACAAGUCCCUUCGACUGACAUCAGUAAUGAUCAUGGAGACCGUUAUGGAAGAGGAAGACCCAACACCAAACACCAACCCUGUGGUUCUGGCCAGAUCCAGCGACGCCAUUGAUGCACGCUCCCGUGCCGACAGCAACGGAAGCGCAACCGGGCCGACGUCAUCAGAAACAAGCAAGGCCCCCACAGACGGCCGUUUGUCUCCCGCCUACCAACCGAGUACAAAUACUAACCGGUUGUCUCGUGGGACUUCUCCUGAAAUUGCCAACCGUCUCUCAUCUGCAACCAUUUGCCAUCGCGUCAGUCUGGCUGGCUCUUCGCCGCUCUCACAGGCCCACAAGCUCGUCUCCGAACGUCUCACCAAAAGCCAAGAUAUCCUUGUAUCUCACCUUGCUUGCUUGAUGGGUCGUCUGCAAUUGGAAUGUGUAUCCCGUCCUCAGCUAGCUCUCGGUGUCAAGCAAGCCAUUACAACUGGAGGGGAUUUGCUGCUGGUGAUUGACGUUGUCUCGGCGCGAAACUCUCUCAGCAUCGAGACAUUGGCUCCACUUCGUGCCGUCAUGUACGAUCGCAUCGAAAACCUUUACCAAACAGCACGCGAAGUUCUCACCCAGAACAUGGAAGAUGCCAUCGUUCCCAAGGAAGGUCGCCGCUUGCACGUUGCCGCUGUGGGCUGUGUCAAACUCAGCGGGACAUGCUACGACAAGACGAAGUGGGUUAUUGGACAGAUUGGCGAUUUCGAGUUCGAGUUCGAGGACAACAGUCUCGAUUUGGGCUUUGAUUUUUCUGCUUUCGACGCUGUUCUGGAUGCGAAGGAUACUCGUGCUGCGGAUUCGGUCAGCGUUGCCGAUUCUAGCAGAUCGGAGGCGUUGACUAUGUCGACAACCGUCACAACCGCCUCUACGCCCGCUCCAAGGCCAGCAAGUCUGGAGCUCAACAAACCACUCCCUGAUAUUCCGCUUGUUUCGACUCCAGUUGUGGAAACGUCACAGGAGGCCAUUGAAGACUCGGCACCUACUGAGAACACCUCAUCAGUGUCUUCUCCCCGUCCGUCGCUACCUUCUCUUCCCAAGCUCUCUACCGAGAUCCCGCCUGCACAUGACUACAGCCCUACCGAGACAUCGGCCGCCCAAGAUGGCGAGUUCCAUACUUUCAGGGCCGAGAGCAUGACUGCCUCGAGUUCCGCAUCGGCUACUACCUAUAUCAGCCGGACAUCGGAGUCAAGCAUGGUCUCACAGACAUCCACUCGGGCCACAACACCGGAUCUCACCCAUGCUCCCGGAAAUCACCAUCCUUCGGCAUCUAACGUGAGCCUGUCCGACAGUACAACACUUAGUGAAGAUAGCGACGAUGCCGAGUUUAAGCUACUCGAGAAGACGUAUGCUCAUGAGCUGAUUUUCAACAAGGAAGGCCAAGUGACUGGAGGUUCCCUUCCGGCGCUGGUUGAACGUCUCACUACUCAUGAGUCGACUCCUGAUGCCAUGUUUGUGUCCACAUUCUACCUCACCUUCCGCUUGUUCUGCACGCCGCUCAAGUUUGCUGAGGCCCUAAUUGACCGCUUCAACUACGUCGGAGAGGCUCCGCAUGUUGCUGCCCCUGUCAAGCUUAGGACGUACAAUGUUUUCAAGAGCUGGAUGGAAUCGCAUUGGCAGGAAGAAACUGACGCGGAAGCAUUGCCCGUGAUCAAGGAUUUUGCCGAGUCCAAACUCACAGAGCUUUUGCCUUCUGCUGGAAAGCGACUGCUUGACCUCGCCGAGAAGGUGGCUAACAGCGGCGGUACUCUUGUGCCCCGUUUGGUUGCCUCCAUCUCCAAGACGGGCACUUCUGGCUCUCAAUUCCUGUCCGCCGAGACGCCUCUCCCUUCGCCCAAUCUCUCAAGGGGUCAAGUGCACGCACUCACCAACUGGAAGGCUGGUGGCGUCUCCCCAUCCAUCAUGGAUUUUGACCCGCUUGAGAUCGCUCGCCAAAUCACCAUCAAGCAGAUCGGUCUCUUCUGCUCCAUCACUCCUAAGGAGCUUCUCGGCUCCAAGUGGACCAAGAACAAGGGAGUUGGCGCACCCAACGUCAAGGCCAUGUCGACUUUCACCACCGGACUGUCCAACCUCGUGGUGGACACUAUCCUCCAAUUCGAUGAGAUCAAGAAGCGAGCCGCCAUCAUCAAGCACUGGAUCAAGAUCGGCAGCCAGUUUCUUGCCCUGAACAACUACGACGGUCUGAUGGCCGUCACAUGCGCCUUGAACGACUCCAGCAUCAAGCGCCUGCGGAUGACGUGGGACACCAUCAGCUCGAGGCGCAAGGAGACGCUCAAGUCUCUGCAGGCCAUUGUCGAGAUCGGCCAAAACCACAAGGCCCUCCGCGCUCGGCUCGCCGAGCAGGUCCCUCCCUGCCUUCCGUACGUCGGCAUGUUCCUGACCGAUCUCACCUUCAUUGAUGCGGGUAAUCCCGCCAAAAAGACGACUGACACGGGCCUGACGGUGGUCAACUUCGACAAGCACAUGAAGACAGCCAAGUGCAUCGGUGAGCUGCAGCGGUUCCAGAUGCCCUACCGCCUCACCGAAGUUCCGGACUUCCAAGAAUGGAUCGUCUCGCAGAUUGAGAGGGCGCGGGAGAUUGAGAAGACCGGAAGGACGCCUGCUCAGGUGUUGCACUACCGUCAGAGUCUGCUGCUGGAGCCGAAGGAGCAAUUGCAGUCUCCGGUGGAGGGCCCAUCCUCGGGUUCCAACAUGUUUUCGUGGAUCAGGCACAACCAUUCUACGCAUGGCUUGCCUACCUCUGCUCAAGUCUAGUGCACUUUAUAUGAACAAUGUCCAUCAUCGGCGUCGGACGCCAGUAAUACACAGCCACACCUGUGCUGUAUACCAGUUUCGUGAGGUGGUGUCAUUAUCUUUGGCGACCACCUCGAACUUUGUUAUUUUUUUAUCUUGAUACCCAUCUGUUUCUUUUAUUUGUUUACGGCGUUAUGGCAUAUGAGUCGUACCUGCGCAAUGUUGACCAUCCUGUCCUUAUCGAGGUUAGGGAUCACAGCUACACAUCAGCACAAGCCCACCGUGGCUCAUUAUCUUCAUUGUCGCUUUAUAGCAGCUUCGCCUGAACAUGGGCCUUCGAUGCUGCUUUUCACUUUGUUCUUCAUCUGGGUUGCUUUCAGGAUCAUUGGCGCCUUACUGGGGUUGGAUUGGAUUGGUCUUUUGCUCACUUUCUUUUUUUGGUUUGAAGUGGAAAAUAGUGACAAGGCAUUACGGAUCAACAGGACAAAAGGAGUUUGGGCGGUUUUCAGAUCUAUUCUAUCAGGUUCGCUGGGGAUAAACGCUCUGCUCAGUGCAAGCGGCUAGCUGGGAUGCAUUAGGUGUCGAUGACAGGAGGAAGCAUGGAGACAGGAAAGGGAUUUCCACAAUGUACGGAGUUGUGAAGUCAUGAUGUUAUGAGACGCAGCCCUUUGGGCCAAGUAAUGGAGAGAGGCAAUACCCUGUUGAGGUGUAUAAACAUGUCAAGAUAGUGCCAGCAGCCUGUGAGGCCGAUGAGCGUGCAGCAGAGCAAGUCAAGAUGCCAUUACCACCUAUCUGUAUGUGUC
Messenger RNA from Neurospora crassa OR74A, 5377 nucleotides. Its product is annotated as Ras guanine-nucleotide exchange protein. Bases 1020 to 4595 code for a protein of 1191 amino acids. The record is from RefSeq and is a predicted model, not a curated record. Gene Ontology annotation, molecular function: guanyl-nucleotide exchange factor activity; protein binding. The transcript is spliced from 3 exons. Lineage: Eukaryota; Fungi; Ascomycota; Sordariomycetes; Sordariales; Sordariaceae. Gene Ontology annotation, cellular component: plasma membrane. Gene Ontology annotation, biological process: Ras protein signal transduction; positive regulation of GTPase activity.